This is a messenger RNA of Camellia sinensis, 1008 nucleotides long. The record is from RefSeq and is a predicted model, not a curated record. NCBI's taxonomy places the organism in Eukaryota, Viridiplantae, Streptophyta, Magnoliopsida, Ericales, Theaceae.
AUGGCUCGCAAUAGUGUAAUGAAGAUGAUUAUUGAUGACUCUGAUUCUGAUAAUGAAUUGGAGAUAUUUGCAAUAGCUGCUUUAGAAGAAGAGCGGCUAAAUAAUGAGAGGCAAUUGGGAUUACGUCGUGGUUCUAUUCAAGGUCAUACAGUUAUUUAUCGUAAUCGAAUUCAAGGCCACAAGAGACUUUAUCAAGAUUACUUCUCUGAAACGCCUAUAUAUCCGCCCAAUUUAUUUAGGAGGAGGUUUUGGAUGAGUCGAUAUCUCUUUCUUCGUAUUUUAUCUAUGGUGGAAGCAUAUGAUCCUUAUUUUGUCCAGAAGAAAGAUGCUAUUGGAGUUCUUGGUCUGUCUUCCCUUCAAAAGAUGACAGCGGCUAUGAGGAUGCUCGCUUAUGGAGUAGCGGCCGAUUCUGUAGAUGAUUAUGUGAGGAUUGGAGAAAGCACUGCAAUAGAAAGUCUACAAAGGUUUGUUCAGGCAGUGGUUGCAAUUUUUUCAGAUGUGUACUUGAGGGCACCAAACAAAGAUGACAUUGCUAAAUUACUAGAGGUGGGAAAAAAUCGUGGGUUUCCUGGAAUGUUGGGGAGCAUUGAUUGUAUGCAUUGGAAGUGGAAGAAUUGUCCUACUGCAUGGAAAGGUAUGUAUUGUGGUCAUAUCCAUGAACCAACUAUUAUUUUAGAAGCGGUGGCUUCCUAUGAUCUAUGGAUAUGGCAUGCAUUUUUUGGAUUACCGGGAUCUCAUAACGACAUCAAUGUGUUAGAACGUUCUUCUGUAUUUUCUCUCCUUACUGAAGGGCAUGCUCCCCAAGUUGAUUACUCAAUCAAUGGAAAUGACUAUACAAUGGGAUAUUAUCUCGCUGAUGGUAUAUAUCCUCAAUGGUCAACAUUCGUUAAAACAAUUUCAUCUCCACGAGGCAAUAAGCAAAUACAUUUUGCUAAGGCUCAAGAGUCAGCAAGGAAGGAUGUCGAACGAGCAUUUGGAGUGCUCCAAGCACGUUUCUCAAUUGUGUGA